UCCUCUCAGAAAGCUGCAGCUCCGAGAGGAAAAGGAAAAAAGUCUGGUCGAGCCUUUCCGGUCUGAGAGACAGUCUGCUGCCGAGAGCCGGAGCUGGGGGGACGCGCUGGCAGAGGCGGAGAGAUCCUGACCGAGGAGCAGCGAGGACAGAGCGGGGCAGGGAGCGCGUAACGCCCGGUAACCCCGCACGGGAGCACCGCAGCCCCACAUGCAGUUUCUACCUGUUUUUUACGUAAAUGAAUUCGUCCUGUGUGCGGUGUGAAGAGGAGGAGAGUUGGCGCACAGCAGAAUGUCUCCUCGGAUAAGAGCGCACACGGUUCUCGCUCCGCGCUCCCCCAUCCGCGCGUCUCUCCGUGCCCGUGGAUCCGCCGCAGAGCUCCGGCCGGUGCCCGUCCUCCUCUCCACCGCCCCGCUGCUCCCACCUGCGAGUGUUUGUCCGAGACGUGGUUACAUAACUCGGCGUCUUUGUCGCUGACUCCACCGCCGCACCACCAGAGCCAGGAGCGGGGAGAGCCGAGGCUGCUCUUCCGCCCCAGCGGCAUCAGCAGCGGCAGGAUUUAAAGCCUGGAGGGACGAGGAGGAGGCUGGAAACCUGAGUCCAGCGGUGAUGAGAACUCACCACGAGUGGAUUUCACUGGUUUGCUGCCAGACGCAUCUGGAAAGGAUCACACAGGGAUCCACUCCCCCUCCAGAGGAGCAGGGGAUAAUUCACAUCUCAGACAUUUCAGGGUUUCACUGCUGCCUCCCACCCUGAGUGUUCAUGAGCGGUUACAACCUUCUCCUGAGAGCCACAGAACCAGAUUUCCUCCUGGCCCCGGUGGGUUUGGACAUGUUGGACAACCCUGGCCCACAGUAGUUGACCACAAGGCCGAGCAUCGUCUUCCAGAAGUCAGAUUAGUGAUCCUGCAGGGUUUCCUCGGAGCCAUGCAGUGAAGAUGUGUGCAGCCAGGUUCAGUGGCUGCCUCAAUGGCUGUGCAGAGGAGGCUGCCGCGGGGGCCGCCGGUCCGGUCAUGGCCUCCAGGAUGAUGGACUGGACCGAGGCCGGUCCCCGCAUCCUCCACAGCCUGGAGAUGGGCACGGUGAUGACCGUCUUCUACCAGAAGAAGUCCCAGCGGCCCGAGAGGAGGACGUUCCAGAUACGGCAGGACACGCGACAGAUAGUGUGGAGCCGAAACCCUGACAAAGUAGAAGGAGAGAUCGACAUACGGGAGAUCCGGGAGCUGCGGCUGGGGAAGGGCUCCAGGGAUUUUGAGCGCUACCCAGAGGAGGCUCGUAAACUGGACUCUGCUCACUGCUUCAUCGUUCUCUACGGCCUGGAGUUUCGCCUCAGGACGCUAAGUGUGGCCGCGUUCAGUGAGGAGGAGGUUAACAUCUGGGUCACAGGUCUGAACUGGCUGAUGAUUGACACUCAGAGAGCGCCGGCUCCGCAGCAGAUCGACAGGUGGCUGAGGAAGCAGUUUGAAGUCAUGGACAGGAACCAUGAGGGCAGCGUCACGGUGAAGGAAGUGAAAGCUCUGCUGCCUCAGGUCAACUACAGAGUCCCCAACAUGCGUUUUCUCAAAGACAAACUACAGGAAGUGGAGGCGAGGAGCGAUUUGUCGUACCCCAACUUUGCACAGCUCUACAGGACGCUCAUGUUUGACGCACAGAGGAGUAUUAUUGAGCAGCUGGAGCUCUCCUUCCCUCUGAGGAACGUGGACAGACCGGAGCUUUGUCAGAUCUCUCUCUACGACUUCCAGAAGUUUUUACAGAUGGACCAGAAGGAGUCCUGGGCGUCGGAGCUGAGCCGCGUCAGAGAGUUUCUGAUGGGGUACAUGAGGGGGGGCCCACACCCUGAGCCGAUGCUUCAACUAGAUGAGUUCCUGACCUUCCUGUUCUCUAAAGAGAACUCGGUGUGUGACCCUCGACUGUCGCCCGUUGUUCUCGACGACAUGAAGAGACCUCUGUCUCAGUACUGGAUCUCCUCCUCACACAACACCUACCUGACGGGCGACCAGUUUUCCAGUGAAUCGUCUCUAGAAGCCUACGCCCGCUGUCUGAGGAUGGGCUGCCGCUGCAUCGAACUGGACUGCUGGGACGGACCGGACGACCUGCCGAUCAUCUACCACGGCCACACGCUGACCUCCAAGAUCAAGUUCCUGGACGUGCUGCACACCAUCAAAGAACACGCCUUCGUCACGUCCGAGUUUCCUGUGAUUCUGUCCAUCGAGGAUCACUGCAGCGUCGUCCAGCAGAGGAACAUGGCCACGCACUUCAAGAAGGUGUUCGGAGACCUGCUGCUCGUCAAACCCGUCGACAACAACGCAGAGGAGCUUCCUUCACCGCACCAGCUCCGCAGGAAGAUCCUCAUCAAGCACAAAAAGCUGGUGGAGGGAACUCUGUACGAGGAGGUGGCGUCAGCCAGCUACUCCGAGAACGACAUCAGCAACUCUCUGAAGAACGGCAUCCUUUACCUCGAGGACCCCAUCGACCACACGUGGACUCCACAUUAUUUCGUCCUGACCAGUAAUAAGAUCUACUACUCAGAGGAGACGUCUCACUACCAGACGGCUGAUGAAGAGGAGGAUGACGAAGGAAAAGAGGAGCACAACAACAACAACAACAACAACGAGCAGCACUGCGCCGAGCGUUGGUUCCACGGGAAGCUCGGCGGAGGGCGAGACGGUCGGCAGGUGGCGGAGAAGCUGCUGCAGGAGUACUGCGAGGGCGGGGCUAAAGACGGCACCUUCCUGGUCAGAGAGAGCGAGACGUUUGUCGGAGACUUCACCCUCUCCUUCUGGCGCUCCGGUCGCGUCCAGCACUGCAGGAUCCACUCACGUCAGGAGUCUGGCUCCACCCGCUUCUACCUGACCGACAACCUGGUGUUCGACAGCCUCUACUGCCUCAUCUGCCACUACAGGGACACGCCGCUGCGCUGCAACGAGUUUGAGAUGAGGCUGGGAAACCCCGUCCCCCAACCCAACGCACACGAGAGCAGAGAGUGGUAUCACUCCAGUCUGUCCCGGGUUCAGGCCGAACACAUGCUGAUGCGUGUUCCCAGAGACGGAGCGUUCCUGGUGCGAAAACGAAGCGAACACAACUCCUUCGCCAUCUCGUUCAGGGCGGAGGGUAAGAUCAAGCACUGCCGUAUCCAGCAGGAGGGACGUCUCUUCAUGCUCGGCAGUUCAGCAGAGUUUGAGAGUCUGGUGGAUCUGGUGAGCUACUACGAGAAACAUCCGCUUUACCGCAAGAUGAGGCUCCGCUACCCGAUCAACGAGGACACUCUGGACCGGAUGGGAACCACGGAGCUCGACUACGGAGCUCUGUACGAAGUCCGCACGCCUCAUUUCUACGUGGAGGCCAAUAAGAUGCCCACAGCUCGGUGUACGGUCAAAGCUCUGUACGACUAUCGGGCUCAGAGGGAAGACGAGCUCUGUUUCCCCAAACAGGCGCUCAUCCUCAACGUGGACAAGCAGGAGGGCGGCUGGUGGCUAGGAGAUUACGGUGGGAAGAAGCAGCUGUUGUUUCCUGCAAACUACGUGGAGGAGGUUCCCAGUUCCCCCACCAGAGAGCAGGAGGACGUGUCGACAGAGAACAGUCCUCUGGGAACUUUCCUCAAGGGCUUCAUCGACGUUCCCUCCGGCCACGUGGUGGUUCAUAAAGACGGUAAAAAUUCGCGGCCGUACGUCUUCACCAUCCACUCGCAGCAUCUCUCCUCUCACCCGGUGCAGACGCUGGACGUGGCGGCCGACAGUCUGGAGGAUCUGACCAGCUGGGUCGCCAAGAUCAGAGAGGCUGCGCAGAACGCUGACGCACGGAUGCAGGAGGAGAAACAGAUGGAGAGGAGGAAGAAGAUCGCGGUGGAGUUGUCGGAGCUCGUGGUUUAUUGCCGACCUGUCCCCUUCAAUGAAGACAAGAUCGGCACGGAGAGGACGUGUUAUCGGGACAUGUCGUCGUUCCCGGAGACGAAGGCUGAGAAGUUUGCGACUCGCAGCAGAGGGAAACGCUUCCUGCAGUACAACCGCCGCCAGCUCUCCAGAGUUUAUCCCCGAGGACAGAGGCUGGACUCAUCCAACUACGACCCGCUGCCCAUGUGGCUCUGCGGCUCCCAGCUGGUCGCACUCAACUUCCAGACCCCAGAUAAACCCAUGCAGCUGAACCAGGCGUUGUUCAUGCU
Paralichthys olivaceus (Japanese flounder) is the source of this 4156-nucleotide messenger RNA. NCBI's taxonomy places the organism in Eukaryota, Metazoa, Chordata, Actinopteri, Pleuronectiformes, Paralichthyidae. The record is from RefSeq and is a predicted model, not a curated record.